Messenger RNA from Plectropomus leopardus (leopard coralgrouper), 1073 nucleotides. Its product is annotated as T-cell surface glycoprotein CD3 delta chain. NCBI's taxonomy places the organism in Eukaryota, Metazoa, Chordata, Actinopteri, Perciformes, Serranidae. Gene Ontology annotation, molecular function: transmembrane signaling receptor activity. The record is from RefSeq and is a predicted model, not a curated record. Gene Ontology annotation, cellular component: alpha-beta T cell receptor complex; external side of plasma membrane; membrane. Gene Ontology annotation, biological process: cell surface receptor signaling pathway; positive thymic T cell selection.
CACACACACACACACACACACAGACUGUGACACUUAAACAGACGGAGACUGGAUGCUUUGGCAGCAGAGACACAGCAGCUCAUUAUUUUGAGAACUCAAAGGAGUGAACACAUGAUGAAAUGUCAGUUAUUUUUCCGUGCUGGAUUGCUGUUGUUUUGGAUACUGACAGCAUCCGUCAGUUGCCAAGAGAUAAAAGUGAGCGAACUGCCUAAUGGGAUUAAGCUGAUGUGUGGCGAUAAAAAAAUAAUUAAAUUAGAAAGUAAUACAGAUGUUACGGAACUGGACUACAUGGAUGAAAACACAGGAGUGUACACAUGUACGCAAUCUGAUGAUGAUGAGGACAUUAAAGGACCUAAAAUCUUUGUAAAAUUUCGCACCUGUGAAACCUGCAUAGAGCUCGACGUGGCUUCAGUAACGGGAAUAGUUGUGGGAGACGUGGUGGCCACAAUUAUGAUAGGAGUGGCUGUCUACCUCAUUGCGUCUCAUGCCCGGACCGGUCCAUUCACCUCUAACAAGAAAAGCUCCGAUAGACAGCCUCUAUUUCCAAGUGAAGUGAACAGAGCCCCCAAUGAUAUGUACCAGCCUCUGCAACAUCGAAAGAAAGACACGUAUGAUGUGCUUAAUAACAGAAGAUAGCUGCCAGAAACCUAAAAUCCUCUCUGAAAACAUGCUCUCCGUGCGCAACUCAAACAUCUGCAGGAGGAAAAAGUCUGUUUUCAGUGAUGUGCCGCUUAACUCAAAUGUAAAUUGCUUUGUAUGAUACUGUUUCAGCUGCAGAUCUCUUAGCGUUUCUUUUUUACUAUGCCUGUAAGAUUUGGCUCUUUAAAGAACACGCACAUAAAGAGUGACGUGUUAACAUGUUGCUGUAUGUCUUGGUUCAGUGUUUAUCAGCUGUUGUUCUUAUUUUGAUUAACUUACGUGGUAUUUUUUUUUUAAAAAAAAUUAAUUAUCUAUGAUUUUCUCCUCUCACACUGUAAGUAGGGCUGCUACAACAGCCACCUCAUACCAUGACUUAAAACUGUAUUCCAAUACAACUGACAUUGUGGUACAAAAUUAAAAGUUGAGAAAUACAA